GUUUACGAGAUUUUAUAAACAAAUAAGUUACGUGGAUUUCAAGUGCAAUUAAAGUUAAACGCAGAAUGGCCGAGGGUAACGAGACUCAGAAAUCAGAGACCGUCGAUGAGGUUAGCAAGGAGACGGAUAUUAGCCGAUAUUUUGAGAAUGCAUCGCGCACGAUUUUCGACGAGAUCGUCUCGCCUAAAAAAGACGAUUUCUUCGACGUGCAAAGAAGCACCGGGAGCAGAAUCCCGGAUUUCGAAUUAAUGACGGAUCAGACGAGCGAAUUUCUAAAGAGCAGUUCCUUGCUUGGCAGCGAACGCCCCGAGCACGGUGGCACGAACGACGGGCACAGAGACGUUUGGAUACCUUCUGAUCAGACGAGGAAAAUUCUGCGUAACGUGGCCACGUCAACUGCCGGGACCAAUUUCCUUGAUAGAGAGAAUCUAACGAUGCCUGGACUCGCGGUUCAGGGAGACAUGCCUAAUUUGAUAAAGAAUGCCGCAGCGCGUUUCUUAGGAGAAGGUGAAAAUAUGCAAAGGAAAGUACUCACUGCUUCUGAUGUGACACAGGACGAACGUGGCUUGAGACAAUUGAUACAGGCUGGUUGUUACAAAGCAGCGAUUAAUUUAUCAGGGCGAUUGUUAGCGGUAUACGCCCAAGGAUACGGAAAAAUAAAUCAACCUAGUAAACACUCGCCGCAUUCGUUGCAGUUGUGGUAUACAAGACUAGCUCUGUUGACUAAGCUCAGGCAAAUUGAUAUCUUAGAAAAUGAGUCAAAACCAUUUGGUAAUCUAGAUAAGCCAGAUAUGUAUUUUACGUUUUAUCCAGAACUUUAUGGCACCAGGCCAGGUUCUAUGGCUUCUUUCUCAUUCAGACUACUUCUGGCAGAGGUUCCAAUGUACUGUGGGAAGCCUAAACAGGCGUUAGAUAAUCUUUAUAAGGUUCUAACGACAGUGAAUCAAAUAAUAGCCAAUUUCAGUGGUGGGUUCAAUGGAGAUGGAUCUCGAGUCAAGAUCAAUCCCGUGGAACAAGAGGAUGCUUUAAGAUUAUGGAAGGGCAGGAGAUCUAGAGUACUUAUAUCUAUCGCUAACUGUGCAGUCAGUACGAAGAAUUAUGUACUUGGUAUAGACAUUUUGGAGAAAUUAUGUCAGUCCACUGAUUGGACGCCUGAACAAUUGGACGCAUUGAAAGCUAGCAUAGGUAGACUGCACUUAUUUUUAGGCGAUGUUGCAACGGCGGAAAAAUACCUGAUUAGUUCGAAUAAGAAGACUACUAGCGGUCCUACUGUCAGAGAAUUAAUGGACACAGGAUUGCUGGCAGUUGCUCACAAUUCGUUCCAGGCGGCGUACAAAUGUUUCCAAGCUGCAGAAGUUUUGGACCCUUCGAACGUCGCGUUAAUUAAUAAUAUGGCUGUUUGCCUCCUGUACACGGGCCAGUUAAAAACGGCGGUGCAAUUGUACGAAAACAUGAUCGCGAGAGAUCCAAUAAAGAGUUUACAAGAACCUGUAUUACUGAACAUAUGUACUGCGUACGAACUGCAUACGACUCAUUGCAAACAACCGAAGUUACAUUUAUUGAGUCAGCUGAACAGGUAUAAAGGGGAUGCUGUAGAUAUACAAUGCCUGAAGCUCUCUUUAAAUUGAAACCAUAUGUUCGUCCGUGUACAGUACACAAUAAUUUUAAAUCUGUUAUUUAAUUGUGAAGAGAAUUGUAUAAAUUUUGUCAAUAAAAAUAGAUAUCGUCAAACGUUUAACA
Ceratina calcarata is the source of this 1740-nucleotide messenger RNA. Its product is annotated as trafficking protein particle complex subunit 12. Gene Ontology annotation, molecular function: protein binding. NCBI's taxonomy places the organism in Eukaryota, Metazoa, Arthropoda, Insecta, Hymenoptera, Apidae. The record is from RefSeq and is a predicted model, not a curated record. Gene Ontology annotation, cellular component: Golgi apparatus; TRAPP complex. The transcript has a single exon. Bases 66 to 1628 code for a protein of 520 amino acids.